GGCACCUUGUGGGGGGCCUGUGGGAGAAGAGUAUCUGAUUACUCAGUGUCUUGAAGGGGACAGCAGGGGCCCCUCUUUGUCAGUGGGCAUUUUGAAAGUUGUUUUAAAGUAUCACAGCCACUCCAGGGCAUGCCCGGAAGCCCAGUCCCCAGGCAGCUCCCAAGGUUCCCUGUGAAUACCCUGAGCUACCUUGGGACAGGUCUUUACUGCCUGAUGCCUUGGGCUUGGCCCUGCCUUGGCCCGGUAUCCAGUGCCACUGGAGGCCGUGAUUUCCUCUGGAGAGAACUGUCCACCCUGAAAAGACAGACUGAUUCCUCCUGGCCACCUUUCAGAGCCUCAGGGAGUGGCGCCUUCCCGCUCCACCCCCGACAUGUUUCUGUUUCUAAUCCCAGCCUGGGCAGGAAUGUGGCCACCAGGCCAGGGGCCAAGGAGCUAUUUUGGGGUCUCCUUUGCCUGGGGAGGGCCUGGCCACAUCACUUUCCUCCCCCAGCCUUUGGACAGCAGGUCACCCCUGGCCCUGGCUUCUGAGAGCAUCCCCUCCCGGUUCUCUCCUUACCACCCCUUCCCCACCUCCCACCAAAGAGAAAGUGUGAAGCAGAGGGCCCAGGGCUAAAUUUAACUGUCCCAAAGUUGGAUUCCACUGCUGAGUCACAAGAAAGGCUGCUCUGGCCUCCAGCCCCCCUUCCCAGGCCUCAACCCCUUUCGCCUCCCCCCCACCCCGCAGUGCUGGGGCUUGGCAGGAGCCAGGGGGGUAGGUCCUGGGUCACGGAGCCUCUAUUGGCCCCUCUGGGCAGUGGGAGGGCUCCUCUGGACCUCGUUCACACUGACUUUCCCCAGGCUCCACCUUUUUAUUGGGGGUGCAAGUUAAGAUUCUCAGUUCCUGCAGUCUGGCACCGCAGUGUUCUGAGGGGUGCUGGAAGGAGAGUUGGGGUGUUGGCUCUUGAGGGGUUAAAGCUGGGAGGCGGGAGGAGGGCUGGACAAAGGGGUGGGGAGAAAAGUAGGAGGCCUCAGCUGCAGAGAAGUGGCCAGAGGCCCAGGGGACAGUCAGGGCAGGCAGACAUGCAGCCAGGACUCCGGGGCCUGGACAGGGUCUGCCAGGCCCCGUGACAGGAGGACCCCGUGCCCCGGCCCGGGGAAGGGCCAUGGUGCUGUCUGCCCAACAUGUCAGCCGAGGUGCGGCUGAGGCGGCUCCAGCAGCUGGCGCUGGACCCCGGCUUCCUGGGGCUGGAGCCCCUGCUCGACCUUCUCCUGGGCGUCCACCAGGAGCUGGGUGCCUCCGAUUUGGCCCAGGACAAGUAUGUGGCCGACUUCUUGCAGUGGGCGGAGCCCAUUGCAGCGAGGCUUAAGGAGGUUCGACUGCAGAGGGAUGACUUUGAGAUUCUGAAGGUGAUUGGACGCGGGGCAUUCAGCGAGGUAGCGGUGGUGAAGAUGAAGCAGACGGGCCAGGUGUAUGCCAUGAAGAUUAUGAAUAAGUGGGACAUGCUGAAGAGAGGAGAGAGAGGGAUGUGUUGGCAAAUGGGGACCGGCGCUGGAUCACGCAGCUGCACUUCGCCUUCCAGGAUGAGAACUACCUGGGACAUCAAACCGGACAACAUCUUGCUGGACCGCUGCGGCCACAUUCGCCUGGCGGACUUUGGCUCCUGCCUCAAACUGCGGGCUGAUGGAACGGUGCGGUCCCUUGUGGCUGUGGGUACCCCCGACUACUUGUCUCCAGAGAUCCUGCAGGCUGUGGGCGGCGGCCCUGGGACCGGCAGCUAUGGGCCUGAGUGUGACUGGUGGGCGCUGGGUGUGUUCGCCUAUGAAAUGUUUUACGGGCAGACGCCCUUCUAUGCGGACUCCACGGCUGAGACUUACGGCAAGAUUGUCCACUACAAGGAGCACUUGUCUCUGCCACUGGCAGACACUGGGGUCCCGGAAGAGGCUCGAGACCUCAUCCAAGGUCUGCUGUGUCCCGCGGAGAUAAGGCUAGGACGUGGUGGAGCAGACGAUUUCCGGAAGCAUCCUUUCUUCUUUGGCCUUGACUGGGAGGGACUUCGAGAUAGCCUGCCCCCCUUUAUUCCGGACUUCGAGGGUGCCACGGAUACUUGCAACUUUGACGUGGUGGAGGAUGGGCUCACUGCCAUGGUGAGCGGGGGCGGGGAAACACUGUCGGACAUUCCGGAAGGUAUGCCGCUGGGGGUCCACCUGCCUUUUGUGGGCUACUCCUACUCCUGUAUGGCCCUCAGGGACAGUGAGGUCCCAGACCCCACACCAAUGGAACUGGAGGCCCAGCAAUUGCCUGAGCCACGUGUGCAAGAGCCCAGCGUGGAGCCCAGGGUGUCCCCCCCAGAGGACAUGGCUGAAGUGGCAGAUCCAACUGCUGCCCCCGUGGCAGAGACAGAGCCGGAGGUGACCCUGCGGGAGCUCCAGGAAGCCCUGGAGGAGGAGGUGCUCAGCCGGCAGAACCUGCGCCUCGAGCUGGAGGCCAUCCGCACGGCCAACCAGAACUUCGCCAGUCAGCUACAGGAGGCCGAAGCCCGGAACCGAGACCUGGAGGUGCACAUCCAGCAGCUGCAGGAGCGGCUGGAGUUGCUGCAGACAGAGGGAGCCGCAGCUGUCACGGGGGUCCCCAGUCCCCGGGCCACGGAUCCACCUUCCCAUAUGGCCCCCCGGCCGUGGCUCUGGGCCAGUCCCCGCUGGUGGGGCCAGGCCCCAUGCACCGCCGCCACCUGCUGCUCCCUGCCAGGGUCCCUAGGCCUGGCCUAUCGGAGGCGUGUUCCUUGCUCGUGUUCGCCGCUGCUCUGGCUCGUGCCGCCUCCUUGGGCUGCAUUGGGUUGGUGGCCAGCGCAGGCCAUCUCGUCCCAAUCUGUCAUCGCCCGGGAGCCACCUUCGUCCCCUGAACCCUAGACCUCAGGCUCGGUUAAAAGGUUGGGUGACCCGGGCUCGGCCUAGAAGCUGCUCCCACCGCCUCCCAGUUCAUACCGCUCCGAGCGCGGGUCUUCGCCCAGCUCCAAUCCUGUGAUCCGGGCCCGCCCCCUGGCGGCCGGGAAGGGAGGAGCUGAUCCUUGGCCGGCGAAUGGGGUUAGCGGGGGACUUGCAGCCAGGAAUGUUGUUGCUGCUGAGGCUGCUGUGGCUGCUGCUGGGGGGAGUUGCCGAUCACUGCUUUCUUCUGGGCGGGUUGAGGCCCCGACGUGGAUGGACAGAUCGCUGUCCAGAGAAGGCAGCCGACCGGAGCUCAGCCAUCCUCGACCUGGAUGGGCAAAUCGCGGUCCGAAAAGGCAGCCGACCGGAGCUCAGCCAUCCGAUUUUCACCCUCCACGCACCUGCCAUCUGUUCGCAAACCACAAAUCCUCCCUGUGCAUGAACUCCUAUUCUCCCCGGAACGUUCUACCGCAGCGAACGUUCGGCGUCACCUCUGCCUGCUCCCUCGGGAACCUUUUGCUUUUGCCAGCCCACCUCCCCCCUUACGUGCGCUGCUCUAGGAGCCACAGCUGGCUCCGCCCGUCUUGGUGGUUUGGAUAUUUAUUGCCUUUAUCCUCCGACUUGCUGACAGCCUCCAGGACCCCAUCACCCUAAUCCACGUUUUGGAUGCACUGAGACUCGACAUUCCUCGGUAUUUAUUGUUUGGCCCCACCUAGGACCCCCACCCCCGACCCUCGCAAAUAAAAGACCCUUUCGUCAGCCUGAA
Ictidomys tridecemlineatus (thirteen-lined ground squirrel) is the source of this 3667-nucleotide messenger RNA. RefSeq names its product DM1 protein kinase (gene Dmpk). The record is from RefSeq and is a predicted model, not a curated record. Lineage: Eukaryota; Metazoa; Chordata; Mammalia; Rodentia; Sciuridae. Gene Ontology annotation, molecular function: protein serine/threonine kinase activity; ATP binding. Gene Ontology annotation, cellular component: cytoplasm; cytoskeleton. Gene Ontology annotation, biological process: peptidyl-threonine phosphorylation; actomyosin structure organization.